AGUGGAACAAGUUGCGCACGUCCUUGUCAUACUUGUCUUGUAGAAAAAGAUAAACUCAAUGCAAUUAAGUUACCUACUAAACACAAAAUUAUUCGAACUGAAAAUCAAAUGCAACAAGUUAUUACAAUGAAAAAAGGAAAGGAUUAUUCAUUGCAUGAAGAAACAAAUUGUUUCUGGAAUCAUCCGCACAUGAUGAAAGUUAUGCCUUUCGUUAUUGAAGGUCUUUUUGAAGGAAAAGAAAAUGAAUCACUUGUUCGAAUGUUUGUUAAUUGGAAUAAAAUGUAUUAUCAAUCAAAAAAAUAUGAGUUUACUAAGUCAGAUCUUUUCGAAUUUGAGGUAACACGAUCGCUUACGCUUAAAGAAAUUUAUGAGCAUAUUGUAUUACAAGGUGACCAACCUAAAAUUAAUGCAGGAAAAUUUGGUAAACAAUACUGCACUAUACCGUUGCAUCUUCUGAAGUCAAUCAUUGAAUUAUAUAAACAUGAAGAAUAUUGUUCUGAAAUACUUGAAGGGUUGCAACAUUUCGGUCCUGCAUUGAAUGAAUAUUUCAAUCUUAUGUUUACAUUAAAAAAAAAUAUAGAGGAGUCAGAAAUAACUUUAAUUUUAUUUGAGUCUUUUAUAUUACCUAAUAAGGAAAAUGUAAGGGCUACGAAAAGUUAUUAUAAUACAUCAAUGUUCAGUGAUAUUGCCAUUUACAUGGACUCUGAACAGGAUUUUAACACAUUUGGUGGAUACUGCUUCGCGAAAGUUUUACUGUUGGUUCGUGUAGUACUGAAAGCCGCUACUACAUUUGAUCUCGCACUUAUUCGGUG
This is a messenger RNA of Racocetra persica, 812 nucleotides long. NCBI's taxonomy places the organism in Eukaryota, Fungi, Glomeromycota, Glomeromycetes, Diversisporales, Gigasporaceae. The record is from the annotation of a GenBank genome assembly.